CUGGUUUUUUAUCUGACAGCAGCAACAGUUGCUCUCAGCGUCAGGAGGUUCUUUAAUGUCGGAUUAAAACAUGUUGUUUUCUCCGUCAGGUUUCACUGAAUGUCUUCGAGAAUGGGACGAUUUAGAGAAGAACUACCAACAGAUCCAGGACACCCACCGGCUGUACAAGCAGAAGCUGGAGGAGGUGACCCGGCUGCAGGGCAGCUGCUCCGGAGCCAUCAGCCGCCAGAGGAAGAAACUCAGAGAGCUGAGAGUGUCUCUGCAGGAAUGCAAAGACAACCACCCGACGCCCAAACUGAACCCAGAGGACGUGGACUCCAUCUCUGAGGUCCAGAGUUUGAUCAGAGAGCGAGGCGAAGCUUUCUCUGAGAUGGAGGCGUUCCUGCCGCAGAAGAACGGGUUGUACCUCAAUCUGGUUUUAGGAAACGUCAACGUGACGCUCCUGAACAAACAGUCAAAGUUUGCCUACAAAGACGAAUAUGAGAAGUUCAAGCUAGUUCUGACGGUGAUCCUCUUCGUCUUCUCCUUCACCUGCCGCUUCCUCUUCAGCUACAGAGCGUUGGACGCGCUGUUUAACUUCCUGUUGGUGUGGUAUUACUGCACGCUGACCAUCAGAGAGAGCGUCCUCAUCAACAACGGGUCCAGGAUCAAAGGAUGGUGGGUGUUCCAUCACUACGUGUCCACCUUCCUGUCUGGAGUCAUGCUCACAUGGCCUGAAGGCGCUCUCUACCAGAUGUUCAGGAACCAGUUCCUCACAUACUGUCUCUACCAAAGCUUCGUUCAGUUCCUGCAGUAUUACUAUCAGAGCGGCUGCCUGUACAGACUGAGAGCUCUGGGAGAGAAGCACAACAUGGACGUCACCGUGGAGGGGUUCCAGUCCUGGAUGUGGAGAGGUCUGACCUUCCUGCUUCCUUUCCUGUUCUUCGGUCACUUCUGGCAGCUCUACAACAGCAUCACUCUGUACACGAUGUUCCAGCUCCCAGAGUGCAAAGAGUGGCAGGUGGCGAUGUGCGGCUGCUCCUACCUGGUGCUCUUCAUGGGGAACUUCCUCACCACGCUGGGAGUCGUCUACCAGAAAUACAGGAACAACCAGGACAACAAACCCAAGAGCCUUUAGACACAGAAGCAUCAAAGUGUUCGUGAAAAUGUUCAAAGAAACCCGCUCUAAAAUGCUCUUUAGAGCGUUUACCUGUGUUCUGAUUGUUGUCCCUUUGAACCCUUCACAUGUUCUGCUUCUCCAGAGUUUCUGCCCUCUGCUAACGGUGCCUCUCUGAAGAGGAAAUGUUGCUGAAUGUUGAAAUAACUGAGUCAUAUUUAUUUCGGGAAAUCACAGUUUGUUACUCUGCAGCCGCUCUGUAUUUCAUAAACACUUCUCCAAAGCCCAGAGGUACUUCA
Molecule: messenger RNA, 1395 nt
Organism: Gymnodraco acuticeps
Lineage: Eukaryota; Metazoa; Chordata; Actinopteri; Perciformes; Bathydraconidae
Gene: tmem120aa
Product: transmembrane protein 120A
Biological process (GO): fat cell differentiation
Cellular component (GO): membrane
Source: RefSeq, a predicted model, not a curated record